GUAUCCCGUAGUGGACUGCCGAUGUGGGUGUAUGUGUCCUCUGCCCGUCCGUACCUCUGGGAAUACCUAUGCAAAAGCCAAGAUCGACUCCUCACCUGACAGCCUCAAACUUUAUCAACCCCCCUCCUCCUCUUCCUCACUACUGUGCAGGUAGGUACUCCCCCGCUUCCUCCCAUCAUAAUCUACCACAGCAACAAACCACACAUGAUCGAAAACAAGAUCCAAACAAACAACAGAUGAACAAAACUCCCAGGAAAAGCAGAAAAGCCAUCCCUCGGCAACACGCGGGCGCGGUACGGUACUCUAGCACGGUAGAACCUGUGUUCCACUGCCUUCCUCCCAUAUGUGUGUGUGUGUGUGUGUCGCUGUAGAUGAACCUCAAUCACAGGCCAAAUACCUAUCCCCAUCCCUCAAAUGUCCAGAUAGUAAGAGUGAAUCAAUCUUACCCAAAUUGCGCACAA
This is a messenger RNA of Colletotrichum phormii, 461 nucleotides long. RefSeq lists its product as uncharacterized. The transcript has a single exon. NCBI's taxonomy places the organism in Eukaryota, Fungi, Ascomycota, Sordariomycetes, Glomerellales, Glomerellaceae. Bases 69 to 371 code for a protein of 100 amino acids. The record is from RefSeq and is a predicted model, not a curated record.